Messenger RNA from Clarias gariepinus (North African catfish), 2646 nucleotides. RefSeq names its product zinc finger protein 36, C3H type-like 2 (gene zfp36l2). The coding region runs from base 213 to 1343 and encodes 376 amino acids. The transcript is spliced from 2 exons. Gene Ontology annotation, molecular function: metal ion binding; mRNA binding. Lineage: Eukaryota; Metazoa; Chordata; Actinopteri; Siluriformes; Clariidae. The record is from RefSeq and is a predicted model, not a curated record.
UGCGAAGCUCGCCAAAGCGCGACACUCCCCACAGCCAGGGCUCACUUAGCGCAGAAGUGAACAGAGCAGUGCGGUGACCUGUCCGCUCUCUCUUAUCUCUUUUCACCAUAAGAAUCUCAAGAAAAUAACAACACCAGCCGUGGAUAUAUUAUUGCACGCCAGGAUCCCUCACGGUCCGACACUUAUUUUUGAGCUGGAACGCACUGAGGAAAAUGUCAGCUUCAGUACUGUCUUCCAUUUACGACUUCGACCUGUUGUACAGGGAGAAAAGCCAAGGCUCUAAUGCAGUGCAUCUGAACAACGUGCUGGACAGGAGAACCGUAGGGAUACCGCUCUCCACAUCCAAUAAAAACAAUAACAGGUUCAAUGCAGGCGGCUACUUGCGGGCGAACUCCAUCAGCCACAUGGACUCUAUCAGCGGGGGCAAGGAGAGUCCUACACCAGCAUAUAUGAAUAAGGAGAACAAGUUUCGAGACCGCGCCUUUAGCGAGACAGGGGACCGAGGUCAGCAGCUGCAGGAAAUGCUCCAGUCUAAGCCCGGUUCUCAGAUCAACUCGACUCGUUAUAAAACCGAACUGUGCAGGCCUUUUGAGGAAAACGGUUCAUGUAAGUACGGCGAGAAGUGCCAGUUUGCACACGGCUACCACGAACUGCGCAAUCUUUCCCGCCAUCCCAAGUACAAGACCGAGCCAUGUCGCACCUUCCACACCAUUGGGUUCUGUCCAUAUGGCCCGCGCUGCCACUUCAUCCAUAACGUGGACGAGCGCAGAUCCGCGCCGAGCACGCAGAUGAGACUCCAGCGAGGCGAGUGCGCGCUCCCGCCCGAGAAGGAGUCCGCUCCGUUUUUCACACACAAGGACAGACCCAGGUUGCACCACAGUCUGAGUUUCUCAGGCUUUUCAAGCUCUCACGGUGCCAUGAUCGAGAGCCCUACUUCUCGCACGCCGCCGCCCCCCGCCUCCUGCGCGCUCUCGUUCUUCGAGGACUCACUGGCUCCGAGUCCACAUUGCCUCAGUGCCUUUAGGAUGCCCGAACAGGACCUAAAGGCUUUCCUCGCCCCUUUAAUCCCGCACGCCCAAAGUGCUUUUAGUGGGCAGGCAUCAUACGGUGCGCCACCUUCGCCUCCGUUCCCAGUGAGCUCUCUAGCGCCAGUGCGCCUGAUCUCCGAUUCGCCACCGGUGUUUGACUCCCCGCCCAGCCCUCUGGACUCGCUCUCGGACCCGGAGAGCUUCGUCAGCGUCUCCCGCUGCUCGUCCGGCACGAUCAGCGGCUCUGAGUCGCCCAGCCUGGAUUCAAACAGACGUCUGCCAAUUUUUAGCAGACUGUCUAUCUCAGACGACUGAUUUUAUUAUUAUUAUUAUUAUUAUUAUUCACAGUUGGUGAUUUUGUUAAGCUGGUAGGCCCAAGCUUGCCAUUUUUAAAAACCAACAAAUAAACAAGAAGGUGCCUUUUAAGUAUAUAGUUAAGGGUCUAAUCAAGGGCUCUUGUUUUUACCGAUAAAAGUAGCUACAUCGGGAAAAAAACGUGUGACGUGCCUUGUUUUUAACGCCCCCCUAUGGCGUAUGUCAGUCAGUGCAGUUUUUGCUGCUGAUGGAAUGUCGCUGCAUUUAUUAAUGCGUUUAUAAGUGCUAUCAUUGCGCUUUGCUACAUGCUAUGAAACCUAUUUAACUUUAUUUAUUGUCAUGUGAAAAGUAUGGCCUCUGUGGAUCAAAUGAGUCCAUGUAGUAUUUAUCAAGUCUAAAGCAAUACAUUUAUAUUUCUUUUUAAAUUAUGAUUAUGUCCUCCAAUGUUAAUCUGGAAUCACUUUUUUCACAAUAAUAUAUUUUUGUUAUUGGAGGUAUAUGUGUUGUAAAUAAGUUAAUAAUUUAUAAAUUGUAUACUAUUUAUUUCAGUUUUGUUUACAACAUGUGUUAAAAGUAUGGGAGCAUCUAAAGAGGCCUCAUUUCUUUUUUUUCUUCUUUUUUUUGGGUGGGGGCAGAGGAUCUCUGGGCAUUUGAUUUGUAUAGGAUGUAUAGGAGUCUUUACAAGGUGUAAAGUUGUACUUGCCUUUCACAGUUCAAACCACCACAAAACAUAUGGACAAUACAGAAACCAAAAAAAAACCUUCUUUGCACAUAGUUGCACUAUUUCAGUCAAGUGCCAGAGAAUGUAGCAGUCACUUAUUAUCUUGAUGUUAACUUUCUAAAAUGUGCCUAUGGAGUAAAUGAUCUCACAUAUUGUAGAUCAGCCUAACCAAGGAUUAUGUUUUAGUGCCUAUGUCAAGCAGAUUGAGUUGAAUGUAGCUUUUGUUUAUAUAAAUCAAGAUUAUGUUGAUUUAGACUAUUUAAAUAAUUUUAUUCAGUUAAGAGCAUUUAUUUCCGGAUCAUUUUGAAUACACCAUUCCUUAUGAUAAGAUAAAAAAUAAACACAGUUUCUAUUUUGACUUCAUAUGGAUGAACUAAACUUGCUGGUCGGGAAAAUAUGUUGUAUAAUGUGUAGUUAACUUGUAACGAUCAGUUGGACUACUUGGAUUAGAAGUUAACAAAAAACGUUUGAAUGUAAAGACAGGUCAGUUCAAUUUAUGAGGGAUUGUGUAUGCAGAUACAUCAAUGUAUACUUUGAAAUAUUUUGCAUUGAUAUCCUAAUAAAGAUACAUUUUAAGUAAAA